Morchella importuna is the source of this 1023-nucleotide messenger RNA. RefSeq lists its product as uncharacterized. The transcript has 5 exons. The record is from RefSeq and is a predicted model, not a curated record. Lineage: Eukaryota; Fungi; Ascomycota; Pezizomycetes; Pezizales; Morchellaceae. The coding region runs from base 1 to 1023 and encodes 340 amino acids. Gene Ontology annotation, molecular function: oxidoreductase activity, acting on the CH-OH group of donors, NAD or NADP as acceptor.
AUGACUCGCAUUCUGCUCACCGGUGCCUCCGGCUUCAUUGCCUCACACAUUCUCGAGAAGCUCCUCGCCCGCGGCUACUCCGUCCGCUUCACCGUCCGCAGCGAAGACAAAGCGCAAAAGCUGCUCGCCGCGCACUCCUCGCACGCCUCCCAACUCGACUACGUCCUCGUCCCCGAUAUCGUCGUCCCCGGCGCCUUCGACGCCGCCGUACAGUCCGACCCCCCCUUCGACGGGAUCCUCCACACCGCCUCCCCAUUCCACUUCAACGUCACCGACCCGCAGAAGCAGCUUAUGGAGCCCGCCAUCCAGGGCACCGUCGGCAUCCUGCAGGCCGCCCAAAAGUACGCCCCCAGCGUCAAGCGCAUCGUCAUCACUUCCUCGUUCGCCGCGAUAUUCGACGCCGCGCAGGGAAGCUACCCGGGAAAGACGUACACGGAGGCCGACUGGAACCCAAUCACGUGGGAGACUGGCCUCGAGAAUCCGCUGAACGGGUAUCGCGCGAGUAAGAAGCUGGCGGAGAAGGCAGCGUGGGAGUUUGUAGAGAGGGAGAAACCCGGUUUCGAUAUUGCGACGAUUAAUCCGCCGAUGGUGUUUGGGCCGCCGAAGCCGUAUAUUUCGAGCUUGGAGAGCCUGAAUACUAGUAAUGAGCGCACACUGGACUUUAUCCGCGGUAAAUGCAAGCAGGGCCUCCCCCACAGCGGUGUCUUCCUCUGGACCGACGUUAGAGAAGUAGCAGAAGCGCACAUCCUCGCCUUCGAGAAGCCCGACGCCGCCAACAAGCGCUUCCUGAUCUCAUCGAACGAGUACUUCUCCAACCAGAUUAUUGUGGACAUCAUCGCAAAGUGCUUCCCCGAGUAUGCCGACCAGUUUCCGGAGGUGCGGGAACCGAACGAUGGGCUGCCGGAGGAAGGGUGCUAUAAGGUGGAUAACAGCAGGAGUAGGGAGAUUCUGGGGAUGAGUUAUAGGCUGUUGGAGGAGUGUGUUAGGGACCUGGUUGUCGCGCUGAAGGAGAUGGGGCUGUAG